AUGAUACUUGUGUUUAUUUUGAUAUGUACUCUCCACUCAUCUCAAGGCCUCAACUGGGCUUGGCGAAAGCUUCCAUGUGAUGUGACACUGUCCAACAGCUCCGUCGCCUUGGACUGUUCGGGAAGAUCUUUGAAACAAAUUCCGAAAAACCUGAUCUGGAAUACAACUGAACUAGACUUUGCAGAUAAUAAAAUAAGAUACCUCCCAAAGGAUGCCUUCUGGAAUCUGACUAAUGUUACAUGCAUAAACCUCAGAAAGAAUCAGAUUGAAAAAUGCCUUGAAAAAGAUCAUGGGAUUUUUUCAAAAUUGGCUAAACUGAAGAAUUUGCUACUCGAUGAUAAUAUGAUUACAGCAUUUCCAAGAGACCUCCCUCCUGGACUGCAAAGGCUGAGCCUCAAUUCCAACCGUAUCAAGACAAUUGGACCAUCAGAUUUUGCUGGAACAAAGAAACUCAAAGUUUUGUCAUUAAACAGGAACUGCUAUCAUAAUGUCAAUAUAGAACUGACAAUUCACAAUGAAACAUUUCAACAAUUAAAUCUAACUGAGCUAGAACUGUCCAAAAAUGGACUAAAAAAAAUACCAUCUGCUUUACCCAGAUCCCUCCGCAAACUUUCACUUCUCCUAAAUAGGAUUGACUGUGUUCAUGCCUCUGACCUGAACAGCCUAACAAACCUGAGAGUUCUUGAUUUAUCUGGAAACUGCCCUUUUUGUUUCACCGCUCCAUUCCCAUGCACUACCUGUCAGACAAAUAAUAACGCUCUACAGAUUCAUCCAAAUGCUUUUAGUGAACUAUCCAAACUACAAGACCUACGACUGUCUGGAAAUUCUUUACAAACGAUCAACACAUCAUGGUUCCGGAACCUUACUAUGUUAAAGUAUUUGUAUCUUUCCUUCAACUCAUUGAUAAGUGAAUUUGAAAGAGGACAAUUCUUCAGUGUCCUACCGCAAUUGGAAGUUGUAGAUUUCUCAUACAAUAAUCCGUCUCAAACAUUUUACCCAAGAUUGAAACUCUCGAAAGGUUUUGCUAGUUUGGAAUCACUACAAACACUUCACCUAGAAGGCUAUAUUUUCCAUAAUCUUUGUGAGGAAGAUCUCCAACCUCUCUUUGGUUUGAGAAACCUAUCCGUUCUAAACUUGGGAGUCAACUUUCUCCAACAUGUCAAUCUAUCAGUGUUCAAGAACUUUCACAACCUCUCUUUGAUUUCAUUGAUUGACAACAGACUAACAUUCACAAGUCCUAUUUGGAGACAGGAGUGCAGAAGUGAUGUUCUUUCUGAUGACAAUGAAGGAGACCGCCGUGAAGGCCCCUACAUUCACACAAAUGAACAGUUCCGCCAUUAUCCUCCAUUUACCAAAGCCGAAUGUCUGGCAACAGGACCAGUUUUGGACCUCAGCAGGAACAACAUUUACCAUAUCAAUCCAAAUUUCUUCACAGGAGCAGAGAACAUAACUUGCCUCAAUCUUUCCUCCAACUUCAUUGCUUCCUAUUUCAAUGGUACAGAGUUUACUCACUUUCCCAAGCUAAAGUACCUAGAUUUGUCUCACAACAGAGUCUACAUGUGUUUGGAUUCUGCUUUAAAUGAACUGAAAGAAUUAGAAGUUUUGGAUUUAAGUCACAACAAACAUUACUUUGAGGUGGCGGGUGUCAGGAACAGUCUGACGUUUCUGGAAAACCUUCAGUUCCUCAAAGUGCUCAAUCUCAGUUGGAAUGAGAUUAAUUCGCUAACCAACAAGACUCUGAAGAGCGACUCGCUGAAGGAACUGCAGUUUCAAGCCAAUCGACUGGAUAUAAUGUGGAAGAAGGACCGUGGAUUCAAAGGUCUUUUUAAGUCUCUCUUAAACCUAACUCACCUUGAUAUAUCACUUAACAAGCUUAAUGAAAUACCAGAUGAUAUAUUCAGCUUUUUUCCAAAGACAAUAAAAUAUCUUAGCAUGAGCAGGAACACACUUGCAGAUUUUGAGUGGGAACAGCUCAAAUAUUUACCCCAGUUAGAGACUCUGGAUCUAAGUAAGAACAAACUCAGUAAAGCCACUAGAAAACUAUCAAAAUAUACAAGUUCGUUGAAGGUCUUAGACUUGAGCCAUAAUCUGAUCUUCAAGUUGCAUCACAGCUUUCUCAAAGAUGUCAAAAGCCUGCUGAUCCUCAGUCUUGCUUUCAACCGCUUGCAGCACAUCAGCGACGCAUCCUUCCAGACAGGUAGCGAUCACUACCUACGCAUACUAAACCUGCAUAGAAACCCUAUCCACUGCACCUGUGACCUUCUGGACUUCAUUCUCUGGUUAGAGAAAAGUGAGACAGUCCUUCCUCAUCUAGCAACGGACGUUUUGUGUGACCUUCCGGAAUCCAAAAGGGGACAUCCAAUGGUCAGUCUGGACUUUAAAAACGCCUGCAUCAACAACAGUAUUGCUCAAAUCCUAUAUGUACUCACCUCAUCCAUCAUCACUGUCAUGAUGUCUACAACGAUCAUGAUACAUGUGUUCUACUGGGACAUAUCAUACAUUUAUAGUUUCUGGAGAGCCAAAAUAAGAAGUUAUUACUUGAAGACGAAUGACUGCACUUAUGAUGCCUUUGUAAUGUAUGACACCAAUGAUCCGAUGGUGGCAGAAUGGGUACUGAACCACUUGUGUUUUGAACUGGAAGAUAGAGGAAGACGAGUUCGUCCACUCUGUCUGGCGGAAAGAGAUUGGACUCCUGGUAUACCGAUCAUGGAUAACCUGAACAAGAGUGUAAACCAGAGUAGGAAGACGAUAUUUGUGCUGACGGAGGGAUUUGUUCACAGUGGGAUUUUCAUGAUGGCAGCUUUCCUAGCACAACAAAGGCUGCUGGAAGAGGGCGUGGAUGUGAUGGUGCUGGUCUUGUUGGAACCCGUUCUUCGGCAGUCGAGAAUCCUAAACUUGCGGCGCUGCCUGUGUGCACAUAGUGUGCUGGAGUGGCCCAGGAACCCAGCGGCAGAAGGCUUUUUCUGGCAGAGUCUGAGAAACGCAGUCAGGUUUGAGAGUCAAGGUGUGCAAAGUAAAAUGUUUACAAAUUACUUCAGUGGAUGA
Messenger RNA from Sinocyclocheilus anshuiensis, 3045 nucleotides. RefSeq names its product toll-like receptor 8. NCBI's taxonomy places the organism in Eukaryota, Metazoa, Chordata, Actinopteri, Cypriniformes, Cyprinidae. Gene Ontology annotation, molecular function: protein binding; pattern recognition receptor activity. The transcript has a single exon. Gene Ontology annotation, cellular component: plasma membrane. The record is from RefSeq and is a predicted model, not a curated record. Gene Ontology annotation, biological process: toll-like receptor signaling pathway; canonical NF-kappaB signal transduction; positive regulation of interleukin-6 production. The coding region runs from base 1 to 3045 and encodes 1014 amino acids.